Closterium sp. Naga37s-1 is the source of this 1107-nucleotide messenger RNA. The record is from the annotation of a GenBank genome assembly. Lineage: Eukaryota; Viridiplantae; Streptophyta; Zygnematophyceae; Desmidiales; Closteriaceae.
AUGCGCGCUGGCGCUGCGUCGGUUGUGUUUGAAAAGCCGUCGUCUGCCUCCGGAGCGGGGACCACGGCGACGGGGUCCCCGCCGCCGUCUGCUCCGAAGCCCGUGACAAUAGACGCUGAAAAGGCUCUUCCCCUCGUAUCCGUGGGUCCCCAUGACGUGAGCGAGGCUGGCCUGUCGGCCCCGGUUGUUGCUCCUCCUGCUCCGCCUGUCGCUCCUGUUCCCCCUGCUCCCGUUGUUGCGCCAGCCGCGUCUGCUCCUGCUGGGGGAGUUGCUGUUCCCCCUGUCCCUGUCCCUGGCACCCCCGUUGCACCUGCCGUUUCUGUUCCUGGCGAGCUUGCGUCGGCGUCUGUUUCUUCCCCGAAGGCGGCGUCCGCCACCACUGACGGCCCGGCUCCGAUGGUUGCGCCUCCAGGCGUGGGCCAGCCUGCUCCCGCUCUGCUGUCGGCGGCCCCUCGGGAGGUGUCGCGUGCCGUGCGCGAGGAGAGGGCGGCGCAGAGCCAGAGCAGUUCACUACGGGCCGCGCCAGCGCACGUGGCUCCUCGUCAGACUGGGCCUCCCAUGGACCCUCCGCCAGCUGCUGCCUUUCCUCCUCCUGUCCUCGCCCCAUCGGCUCCUUCUCCUUCUUUUUCGGCGCCUGCUCCCGGCUCUCGUCUGCAUCUGCCACCGGUUCCGCCUGUUGCGGGAGUGGAGUUUGUUGCUGCGGGGGGUGGCGCUACGGCUCAGCCGUCCCACGUCGUUGCUGCUGAUGAGCCGAAACUGUUUCUGACGGAAGCGCUGCAGCCUCCGCAGACGCGUGUUCCAGAGGCGACCCUCGGCCAGAGCCUCCACGCGCUGCUUCUGAUUCAGGUGCUCGCGCACUCAUCCCUCCCCGUGAUUCCUCCUGACACUUUCCGCGGCCACCAGCGUGACACGUAUUUGGACGCGGCAGACCAGCUCACAGCGUUGCUGGCGCCCGUCUUGGCUGCGCCCGCGGAGGGUGGCGCUGCUGCUGCGAGACAGCUGGACGAGGCUCGGGAGUUCGUUAAGGAGGAGCGCCGCCUGGGUGAAGCUCGCCGUGAAGCCGUAAAUCCCCUCAACGAGGGGGUCCGUUACGCCCAGGCCUCCUAG